Molecule: messenger RNA, 8609 nt
Organism: Acinonyx jubatus (cheetah)
Lineage: Eukaryota; Metazoa; Chordata; Mammalia; Carnivora; Felidae
Gene: PIEZO1
Product: piezo type mechanosensitive ion channel component 1
Exons: 51
Coding region: 629-8365 (2578 amino acids)
Biological process (GO): regulation of membrane potential; cellular response to mechanical stimulus; detection of mechanical stimulus
Cellular component (GO): plasma membrane; endoplasmic reticulum
Molecular function (GO): mechanosensitive monoatomic ion channel activity; monoatomic cation channel activity
Source: RefSeq, a predicted model, not a curated record
GCCCCGAGCCACCCCGCGGUCCCCAGGGGGCGCUGCGCGCUCCCGUCCCCGGGAGCAAAGCGAAAGUCGCUCCGGCCACGCGGGGCCCGCUGGCGCGUGGGGCGCCGCCCGGGGAGCCGCGCGCUGGGGGGCCCUUUCCCCCGCGCACCACCCCCCCCCCCGCCCCGAGAGGCGGCGCCGCGGCUCUCGGGGCGCGGGCUCUUCCCGGGGCGCCUGCCCACGGGGGCGUCCGGGCCGCAGGGCUGGCGCGGCGCGCGGGCCGUCGGGGAAGCGCGGGGGCGGGCACGCCGCGGAGGGCGGGCGGCGGGCGGGGGCCGAGCUUAUAAAGGCCCGGGGCGGGGAGGGAGCGCGCUGCCAAGCCGCCGUCCGGCCCUGCUCGGCCUCCGCCCGCCGCCGCCGAGAGCCGCGCGCUGCGCUCCUCCGCGGGGCAGGGCUGGCACCGGAGCGGGCGCCGCGGGCCGCGGGCCGAGGACGCGGAGGAGGCGGAGGAGGCGGCGCUCGGGUCGCCCCCCCGGGGGUCCUGGCCGCGGCGCGCGGCACGUGCGCCUCCCCGCCCUGCGCGCCAUGUCCCCCUAGCGCCGCGGCGGCGGAGCGACCACCCCCGGCCGGCCCCGCGGGCCCCCCGGGCAUGGGGCGGCACGUGCUCGGCCCGGUCCUGUACUGGCUGCUGCUGCCCUUCGCGCUCCUGGCCGCCUGCCUGUGCCGCUUCAACGCCCUGUCUCUGGUCUACCUGCUGUUUCUGCUGCUGUUGCCCUGGUUCCCGGGCCCCUCUCCGCACAGCGUCCCAGGUCACACUGGUCGCCUCCUCCGAGCCCUGCUGCUUUUCAGCCUCCUCUUCCUGGCAGCCCACCUGGCCUUCCAGAUAUGCCUGCACACCGUGCCCCGCCUGGACCAGCUCCUGGGGCCAAGCUGCAGCCCCUGGCAGAUCUUGUCCCAGCACGUAGGGGUGACGAGGCUGGACCUGAAGGACAUCCCCAAUGCCGUCCGGCUGGUGGCCCCUGACCUGGGUGUCCUGGUGGUCUCAGCCGUGUGCCUCGGCCUCUGUGGGCGCCUGGCACGGGAAGCCCGGCGGAGCCAGCCCGCCCAGGAGCAGGACGAUGAGGACAGGGAAGCGGACGCCGGCUUCCCGGUGGGGCCUCGCGGAGCCCCCGUGCCGGCCCCCAAGCAGAGGUCUCGGCUGGCCACCCGGUUCCAGGUCACGGCCCACUGGCUGCUGGUGGCCGCCGGACGGACGCUGGCCAUCCUGCUGCUGGCGCUGGCAGGCAUCGCCCAGCCCUCGGCCUUCUCCGGCGUCUACUUCCUGGUCUUCCUGGCCACCUGCACCUGGUGGGCCUGCCACUUUCCCAUCGGCCCCCUAGGCUCCAGCACGCUCUGCGUCAUGGUGGGCUGCUUCAGCGCCGGCCACCUCAUCUGCGUCUACUGCUACCAGACGCCCUUGGCCCAGGCCGUGCUGCCCCCUGCGGGCAUCUGGGCCAGGGUGUUCGGUCUCAAGGCCUUGGUGGCCUACAGCAACUGCUCCGGUCCCAACGUGCUGGUCCUCGAUACCAGCCACGACUGGCCCGUGUACGUGAGCCCCGGCGUCCUGCUGCUCCUCUACUACACCGUGACCUCACUCCUCAAGCUGUGCACACACCAGCCCCUGGACCAGAGGAAGGAGGCGGCCAGGCGCGACGAGGAGCAGGAGGUGGAACUGACUCACGUGGAUCAGUGGCCCCAGGGCCGGGCCGGGGCUGCGGCCACGAAGGAGGAGGGCGCCGCCCAGCGCGUGCCGCCCACGACCAUGGGGUCAGACUGGGAGACCGACAGCUGCACCGUGCACGACCUGACCGGCCACAGCCCCGUCCGGCGGCGCCCCCUGCACCCCAGGCUGUCGGAGCCUAGAGACGUGUCUCCCCUGUACGGUCUGGGCCAUCUCAUCAUGGACCAGAGCUACGUGUGCGCCCUCAUCGCCAUGAUGGUGUGGAGUAUCACCUAUCACAGCUGGCUGACCUUCGUGCUGCUGCUCUGGGCCUGCCUCAUCUGGACGGUGCGCAGUCGUCACCAGCUGGCCAUGCUCUGUUCCCCCUUCAUCCUGCUCUACGGGCUGGCGCUGUGCGGGCUCCGCUACGUGUGGGCCAUGGACCUGCGUCCCGAGCUGCCCACCACCCUGGGCCCGGUCAGCCUGCGUCAGCUGGGGCUGGAGCACACCCGCUACCCUUGCCUGGACCUUGGCGCCAUGCUGCUGUACAACCUGACCUUCUGGCUCCUGCUGCGCCAGUUCGUGAAGGAGAAGCUGCUAAGGAAGGCCAAGAGCGCUGCCGGCCUGCUGGGGGUCGCCGUGGCCGACCCAGAGCCCACGCGGACACGGACGCUGCUCCGGAGCCUGGGCGAGCUGGUCACGGGCCUGUACGCCAAGUACUGGAUCUACGUGUGCGCCGGCAUGUUCGUCGUGGUCAGCUUUGCCGGCCGCCUCGUCGUCUACAAGAUCGUGUACAUGCUCCUCUUCCUGCUGUGCCUCACGCUCUUCCAGGUCUACUACAGCCUGUGGAGGAAGCUGCUCAAGGCGUUCUGGUGGCUCGUGGUGGCCUACACCAUGCUGGUGCUCAGCGCCGUCUACACCUUCCAGUUCCAGGACUUCCCCACCUACUGGCGCAACCUGACCGGCCUCACGGACGAGCAGCUGGCGGACCUGGGUCUGGAGCAGUUCAGCGUGUCCGAGCUCUUCUCCAGCAUCCUGGUCCCUGGCUUCUUCCUGCUGGCCUGCAUCCUGCAGCUGCAUUAUUUCCACCAGCCCUUCAUGCGGCUCACCGACCUGGGGCGCGCGCCCCCGCCCGGCGCCCACCUCCCGCGCUGGGCUCGAAGGCAGGACGCGGUCAGCGGGACCCCGCUGCUGCAGGAGGAGGAGGAGGUGGCCAGGGAGGAGGGACUGAGCGGGGCCGGCCCCCAGCAGGCCGUGCAGGUCCCCGAAGCCGCCACCAGCAAGUGGGGCCUGGUGGCCGAGCGGCUGCUGGACCUGGCUGACCGCUUCUCCGAGGUCCUCACCCGCGUGCAGGUGUUGGUGCGACGCCUGCUGGAGCUGCACGUCCUCAAGCUGGUGGCCCUGUACACUGUGUGGGUGGCCCUGAAGGAGGUGUCGGUGAUGAACCUGCUUCUGGUCGUGCUGUGGGCCUUCGCCCUGCCCUACCCCCGCUUCCGGCCCAUGGCUUCCUGCCUGUCCACCGUGUGGACCUGUAUCAUCAUCGUGUGCAAGAUGCUGUAUCAGCUGAAGGUCGUCAGCCCGCACGAAUACUCCAGCAACUGCACCGAGCCCCUCCUCAACAGCACCAACCUGCAGAAAACGGAGAUCAAGCAGUCCCUGCUGUACCGGGGACCCGUCGACCCUGCCAACUGGUUUGGGGUCCGGAAGGGCUUCCCGAACCUGGGCUACAUCCAGAACCACCUGCUGGUCCUACUGCUGCUGGUGUUCGAGGCCAUUGUUUACCGGCGCCAGGAGCACCACCGUCGGCAGCACCAGCCGGCCCCGCUGCCUGCCCAGGCCGUCUGUGCCGACGGCACCCGCCAGCGGCUGGACCAGGAUCUUCUCAGCUGCUUCAAGUACUUUGUCAACUUCUUUUUCUACAAAUUUGGGCUGGAGAUCUGCUUCCUGAUGGCCGUGAACGUGAUUGGGCAGCGCAUGAAUUUCAUGGUCAUCCUGCACGGCUGCUGGCUGGUGGCCAUUCUUACCCGCCGGCACCGCGGAGCCAUCGCCCGCCUCUGGCCCAACUACUGUCUGUUCCUGGCGUUGUUCUUCCUGUACCAGUACCUGCUGUGCCUGGGCAUCCCCCCGGCCCUGUGCCUUGACUACCCGUGGCGGUGGAGCCAGGCCAUCCCCAUGAACUCCGCGCUCAUCAAGUGGCUGUACCUGCCCGACUUCUUCAGAACCCCCAACUCCACCAACCUCAUCAGUGACUUCCUUCUGCUGCUGUGCGCCUCCCAGCAGUGGCAGGUGUUCGUAGCCGAGCGCACGGAAGAGUGGCAGCACGUGGCUGGCACCAACACUGACCGCCUGGAGGUGCCGCAGGGCGAGCCCGACCCCGUGCCCAACUUCAUUUACUGCAGGUCCUACCUCGACAUGCUGAAGGUGGCCGUCUUCCGCUACCUCUUCUGGCUGGUGCUGGUGGUGGUGUUCAUCACGGGAGCCACCCGCAUCAGUAUCUUCGGGCUGGGCUACCUGCUGGCCUGCUUCUACCUGCUGCUCUUCGGCACCAGCCUGUUGCAGAAGCACACGCGUGCCCGCCUCCUGCUGUGGGACUGCCUCAUUCUGUACAACGUCACCGUCAUCAUCUCCAAGAACAUGCUUUCGCUCCUGUCCUGCGUGUUCGUGGAGCAAAUGCAGAGCAGCUUCUGCUGGGUCAUCCAGCUCUUCAGCCUCGUGUGCACCGUCAAAGGCUACUAUGACCCCAAGGAGAUGCUGAGCCGGGACCGGGACUGCCUGCUGCCCGUGGAGGAGGCCGGUGUGCUCUGGGACAGCGUGUGCUUCCUGUUCCUGCUGCUCCAGCGCCGCGUGUUCCUCAGCCGCUACUUCCUGCACGUCAGUGCGGAGCUCCAGGCCACCGCCUUGCAGGCCUCCAGGGGCUUCGCGCUGUACAACGCGGCCAACCUCAAGAGCAUCGAGCUCCAUCGCAAGGCGGAGGAGAAGUCCCUGGCCCAGCUGAAGAGACAGAUGGAGCGCAUCCGCGCCAAACAGGAGAAGCACAGGCAGAGCCGGGCUGGCCGCAGCCGCCCCCAGGAGCCCCAGGGCCCCCCCCAGGAGCCGGGGCCUGGCAGUCCACGGGGCUCGUCCCCGCCACGGAGGCAGUGGUGGCGGCCCUGGCUGGACCACGCCACAGUUAUCCACUCGGGGGACUACUUCCUGUUCGAGUCUGACAGUGAGGAGGAGGAGGAGACCCCUCCCGAGGACCCCAGGCCUUCGGCACAGAGCGCUUUCCAGCUGGCGUACCAGGCAUGGGUGACCAACGCGCAGACGGUGCUGAGGAGGCAGCGGGAGGAGCAGGCGAGGCAGGAACAGGCAGGGCAGCCGCCCGCAGGAGGCGGCCUGGGCGCGGAGGCGGAGCCGGUGGAGGGCCCAGACCAAGAGGCGGCUGGCCACAGCCACGUGAUGCAGCGGGUGCUGAGCGCCGUGCAGUUUCUGUGGGUGCUGGGGCAGGCGCUGGUGGACGGGCUGACGGACUGGCUGCGCACCUUCACGCGGCACCACCGCGCCAUGAGUGACGUGUUGCGCGCCGAGCGCUACCUGUACACGCAGGCGCUGCUCAGGGGCCAAGAGGUACACCGGGGCCUGCUGGACCAGCUCUAUGCCAGGGGUGCGGAGGCCGCACCACCAGGCUCCUCGGGGGCCCGAGACGCACCCGGUGCGGCGGCAAGUGGGCCGGGGGCCCAGGAGCCACUGAGCGCCGCCACGGAGGCCACCGGCGGCCCCCUGAGCACGGGGUGCAACGCCCGCAGCAGCGGCGAGGACGCGACCGCCGAGCCCGGGGCUUCCCUGCACAGCUCCCGGGAGCUUCCCGCCGGUGCUUCCACCCGGACCCGCACCGCCAGCGAGCUGCUCCUCAACAGGCACCUGCACAUCCAGGAGCUGGAGGAGGCCCAGCAGUUCGAAGCGAGGCAGGGCCGGGCGCUGCGGCUGCUGCAGGCCGCCUACCAGUGCGUGGCCGCCCACUCGGAGCUGCUCUGCUAUUUCGUCAUCAUCCUCAACCACAUGGUCACCGCCUCGGCCACCUCCCUGGUGCUGCCCGUGCUCGUCUUCCUGUGGGCCAUGCUGUCCAUCCCGAGGCCCAGCAAGCGCUUCUGGAUGACGGCCAUCGUCUUCACCGAGGUGACCGUGGUCACCAAGUACCUGUUCCAGUUUGGCUUCUUCCCCUGGAACACCCACGCGGUGCUCCGGCGCUACGAGAACAAGCCGUACUUCCCGCCACGGAUCCUGGGCCUGGAGAAGACCGACGGCUACGUCAAGUACGACCUAGUACAGCUCAUGGCCCUGUUCUUCCACCGCUCCCAGCUGCUGUGCUACGGCCUCUGGGACCAUGAAGGGGACCAACUCUCCAAGGACCACGAGCGCGGCACUGGGAAGAAGGGGGUUGAGGAGGAGCCGACGUCACCAGGACCCCAGGGAGAACCAGGGGUGGCUGGGGCCCUCACCCAGUACCACAUGCAGGCGGAAGCAGGGCAUGGGCCCCCAGAGCCUCCCGUGGAGCCCAAGCCCCGAGACCCAAAGCCGAUCAGCCUGCGUUUCAGGAAGAGGAGAAGGGAGAGCACAGAGCCUGUGGAGCCCACAGCCAUUGGUACGACGGCCCUGUCCCUCCACGGCCACUGUGGCCCAGCGGGUUCCCACCUGGAGCCGCGGCCCCCGCCGCGUUCCCGGCCUGCCCCACGUGGCAGUGGGGUGAUCCAGCCCCCUGGGGGGUGGUCUCGGGGUGGCCGGGAGUCAGAGCUGGGCCUGGAGCCCCCGGGGCUCCCGUCAGCAGUGGCUGCUCCCACAGAAGGCGUCGUGGCGGCGGCCCCGGGGAGCGAGAGGUGGAGUCGCCCCCGGGAAAGGGCGAGAGCCCUGGGGCUCCGACUGCAGAGCUGCUGCCUGGCCCUGGCCCAGAGCGUGUACCGGCCCCUGCACUGCUUUUUCCACGACAUCCUGCACACCCAGUACCGCGCGGCCACCGACGUCUACGCCCUCAUGUUCCUGGCCGACGUCGUUGACUUCAUCAUCAUCAUCUUUGGCUUCUGGGCCUUUGGGAAACACUCGGCAGCCACAGACAUCACGUCCUCACUGUCAGACGACCAGGUGCCUGAGGCCUUCCUGGUCAUGCUGCUCAUCCAGUUCAGCACCAUGGUCAUCGACCGCGCCCUCUACCUCCGCAAGACUGUGCUGGGCAAGCUGGCCUUCCAGGUGGUCCUGGUGCUGGCCAUCCACCUCUGGAUGUUCCUCAUUCUGCCCGCGGUCACCGAGAGGAUGUUCAGCCAGAACGCAGUGGCCCAGCUGUGGUACUUCGUCAAGUGCGUCUACUUCGCCCUGUCCGCCUACCAGAUCCGCUGCGGCUACCCCACCCGCAUCCUGGGCAACUUCCUCACCAAGAAGUACAACCACCUCAACCUCUUCCUCUUCCAGGGUUUCCGGCUCGUGCCGUUCCUGGUGGAGCUGCGGGCCGUGAUGGACUGGGUGUGGACGGACACCACGCUGUCCCUCUCCAGCUGGAUGUGUGUGGAGGACAUCUACGCCAACAUCUUCAUCAUCAAGUGCAGCCGAGAGACCGAGAAGAAAUACCCGCAGCCCAAGGGGCAGAAGAAGAAGAAGGUGGUCAAGUACGGCAUGGGCGGGCUCAUCAUCCUGUUCCUCGUGGCCAUCAUCUGGUUCCCUCUGCUCUUUAUGUCCCUGGUGCGCUCCGUGGUCGGCGUCGUCAACCAGCCGAUCGACGUCACCGUCACCCUCAAGCUGGGUGGCUACGAGCCCUUGUUCACCAUGAGCGCGCAGCAGCCGUCCAUCGUGCCCUUCACGCAACAGGCCUAUGAGGAGCUGUCCAGACACUUCGACCCGAACCCUCUGGCCAUGCAGUUCAUCAGCCAGUACAGCCCCGAGGACAUCGUCACGGCGCAGAUCGAGGGCAGCUCCGGGGCGCUGUGGCGCAUCAGCCCGCCCAGCCGGGCCCAGAUGAAGCGGGAGCUGUACAACGGCACCGCCGACAUCACCCUGCGCUUCACCUGGAAUUUCCAGAGGGACCUGGCCAAGGGCGGCACCGUGGAAUACACCAACGAGAAGCACACCCUGGACCUGGCUGCCAAUAGCAGCGAGCGGAGGCAGCUGGCCAGCCUGCUGGAGGGCACCUCGGACCAGUCGGUGGUCAUCCCCAAUCUCUUCCCCAAGUACAUCCGUGCUCCCAACGGGCCCGAGGCCAACCCCGUGAAGCAGCUGCAGCCCAACGAGGAGGCCGACUACCUCGGAGUGCGCAUCCAGCUGCGGAGGGAGCGCGUGGGCUCGGGGGCUGCCGGCUUCCUGGAGUGGUGGGUCAUCGAGCUGCAGGACUGCCAGGCCGAAUGCAACCUGCUCCCCAUGGUCAUCUUCAGCGACAAGGUCAGCCCGCCCAGCCUCGGCUUCCUGGCCGGCUACGGGAUCAUGGGGCUCUACGUGUCCAUCGUGCUGGUCAUCGGCAAGUUCGUGCGUGGCUUCUUCAGCGAGAUCUCCCACUCCAUCAUGUUUGAGGAGCUGCCCUGCGUGGACCGCAUCCUCAAGCUCUGCCAGGACAUCUUCCUGGUGCGGGAGACGCGCGAGCUGGAGCUGGAGGAGGAGCUCUACGCCAAGCUCAUCUUCCUGUACCGCUCGCCCGAGACCAUGAUCAAGUGGACCCGCGAGAAGGAGUAGGAGCCAGGGCCCCGCACCCAGGCAGGAAGGAGCCACCCGGCAGACCGCCGGGCCCCGAUGCUGCUGCCGGAACGAAGGAAGGAAGGAAGGAAGCUGUGGCCCCUCCCCCGCCCGGCUCAGGGCACCUCCUCGUCCCCGAGGGCCCCACGCGGCUGGCACGCUGGGCUGGGGCUGGGGCGUCCAGCCUUCCCCUCCCCACGAGUACUGUAGGGUUUUCUAAUUAAAAGUAUUUUUAUUUAUGCGA